UGCUUUUGCCUAUUUAAAUGAGCAACAAGUAUUCAGAAUUCACUACAUUCCAAACAACACAUAAGAUUUAAUUUGCUAUAGCUACCUGUGUCAUCAAUAUAAAGAUUCUCUCCUCCUUCUGCAUUUCUUUUCUAACCAAAGAAUGGGUAAAAGCAUCAUGAGUUUGGGUGGUUGGUUAAGCCUACUUAUGUGUGCACUUGCGAUUGCGACGAUGAAUGGUCAAGUCCGCAGCCAAGACAAACUCAACUUUACUUUGCUAGAGACUGCUGUUCCAAUUGGAGCAGUUUGUUUGGAUGGAAGUCCACCGGCGUAUGCCUACGUUGAGGGAUCUGGAAAUGGAUCUACCAACUGGAUUGUUUACAUGGAGGGCGGUGGAUGGUGUGUAUCACAACAAGAUUGUCUGAAUAGAUCACGAACUUAUUUGGGAAGCAGUCAACCGCAGUAUACUGAUCAAAGAGGAGUCAGUUUCACAGGAAUACUCGACUCAUAUACUGAAUUUAAUCCUUAUUUCUACAAUUGGCAUAAAGUUUAUAUUCAUUAUUGUGAUGGCUCCGUGUAUAUGUCGGACAUCGACCAAGUUGAUCCAAGUAACAACCUCACAUUUCGAGGUGGGAGGAUAUAUGAUGCUAUGAUGGAGGAGAUGCUUCACAAAGGAAUGGGGCAUGCCCACAAUGCUAUCUUGACGGGGGGCUCGGCAGGUGGAUUAUCCACAAUCCUUCACUGCGAUAGAUUUCGAGCACUGUUUUCUAAUACAACUAAAGUAAAGUGCGUUUCGGAUUCUGGUUUCUUCAUUCGAGGAGAGGGUGAAUUGGCAAACGAAAGUGGGCGGCAUUUUGCUCAAGUCAUUGCAACUCAUGAACUAGCUGCAUUAUUGCCUAGAUCAUGCACAUCAAAAAGGGAUCCCAAUUUGUGUCUCUUCCCUGAGUAUUUGGUUGGAGAUAUUGCCACGCCACUCUUUUUAGUAGAAUCGGCUUUUGAUACCGUUCAGAUUUCGAACAACUUCAUAUAUACUGUUCGUGGUGGAUGGGGGCCGACCCAAUGGUCCAAUUGCUUCAAUGACUUGGCAGGAUGCAAUUCUACACAGACAGGGAUCAUAAAAGAUUUUGGAGCUAUUUUUAUUGAGACAUUGUUGAAACUCAAUAACUCUUGGAGUGGAGGGAUGUUUGUCGAUAGCUGCUAUCUUCAUACCCACAUCUUGGAAAGAUAUAAUUGGAUAUGCUCACCGUCACUUCACAAUAAAUUAUUUGGUGUGCAGACAAUGGGGCAAGCUAUUGCUGAUUGGUUCUUUGAAGGAAGUUCAUUUAGGGUGAUAGAUAGUGAUAAUGUUUUGCCACAGAGAUGUAGGGCUCCUGACAAUGCCAAAAUAUGUCUUGCCCCCUCCAUCUCAUAAUGCCCUACUUCAAUUCUUAUGUAUCUCAUGUUAUCAUUUCUACAUGUCUCAAUAUCUAGUUGUUACAUAUCUACAAACACCAUUUUAUUAUUAGUAUCAAA
Molecule: messenger RNA, 1491 nt
Organism: Salvia miltiorrhiza (redroot sage)
Lineage: Eukaryota; Viridiplantae; Streptophyta; Magnoliopsida; Lamiales; Lamiaceae
Product: pectin acetylesterase 8-like
Exons: 13
Coding region: 143-1390 (415 amino acids)
Biological process (GO): cell wall organization
Cellular component (GO): plant-type cell wall
Molecular function (GO): pectin acetylesterase activity
Source: RefSeq, a predicted model, not a curated record